This is a messenger RNA of Ilex paraguariensis (yerba mate), 335 nucleotides long. The record is from the annotation of a GenBank genome assembly. NCBI's taxonomy places the organism in Eukaryota, Viridiplantae, Streptophyta, Magnoliopsida, Aquifoliales, Aquifoliaceae.
AUGGCGGAUUUAGAGAGCCCAAAUGUGAUGCCAAAACUCAUCACCUUCCUCUCUUCUCUCCUCCAAAGGGUAGCUGAAUCGAACGAUCUCAACCGUCGAUUCCAAACCCAGAAAAUCUCUGUCUUUCAUGGCCUUACAAGGCCAACUAUCUCAAUUCAGAGCUACCUGGACAGAAUUUUCAAGUAUGCAAAUUGUAGCCCUUCAUGCUUCAUUGUUGCGUAUGUUUAUCUUGAUCGGUUCACUCAACGACAACCCGCGUUGCCAAUUAAUUCCUUCAAUGUUCAUCGGUUGCUCAUCACUAGUGUCAUGGUUGCUGCAAAAUUCAUGGAUGAUAU